Hypanus sabinus (Atlantic stingray) is the source of this 4682-nucleotide messenger RNA. RefSeq names its product sortilin 1a (gene sort1a). Gene Ontology annotation, molecular function: protein binding. Gene Ontology annotation, cellular component: membrane; Golgi apparatus. NCBI's taxonomy places the organism in Eukaryota, Metazoa, Chordata, Chondrichthyes, Myliobatiformes, Dasyatidae. Bases 89 to 2431 code for a protein of 780 amino acids. The record is from RefSeq and is a predicted model, not a curated record. The transcript is spliced from 20 exons. Gene Ontology annotation, biological process: Golgi to endosome transport; vesicle organization; endocytosis.
AUCUGGCGACUCCUUGGGCGAGGCGGAGACGAGGCUUUAAAGCGGCCGUGAUGCCGGCUUGGAGCUGACGGUGCUGCGUGAGGUGAACAUGUCCGAGGCGGCGGGGCCGCUGCUCCUCCUGCUGCUGCUGCUGGCGGCGGCCGCCACUCCCGCCCUGGUCUCCGCCUCCCGAUUGCCCCGCGCUGGCGUCUCCUGUCUGCAGGGCCAGGCGUUCCAGGACAAGCUGACCGAACACACACACGAGUAUCAAUUUGUGGACCUGAGUGGAUCUGUGACAUUGGCAUGGGUUGGUGAUGGAACUGGUGUUCUCUUGGUAUUGACAACUUUCCAGUUGCCGUUGUUGGGCAAACACUUUGGACAAUCACAGUUGUACAGAAGUGAUAAUUAUGGGAAGACUUAUUCUGAUAUUACAAAACUCAUCAAUAAUACAUUCAUUCGUACUGAAUUUGGAAUUGCUAUUGGUCCUGACAACUCUGGAAAGGUGAUCCUUACUGCUGAUGUUUCUGGAAGGAGUAGUGGUGGCAGAAUAUUUAGAUCAAGUGAUUUUGGAAAGAAUUUUGUCGCCACAAACCUUCCUUUCCAUCCACUAUUGCAAAUCCUUUAUCAUUCAGAAAAUUCGGAACAUCUUUUGGCAUUAAGCGUGGAUAAUGAGUUGUGGUUUUCCCCCGAUUUUGGUAAAAUAUGGAGAAAAAUACAUGACUUUGUAUGCCUUGUGAAGUGGGGCCCAAAAAAUACAAUAUUCUUCACUACCCACCUGAAUGGAUCUUGCACUGCAAAGGGUUUGUUGGAGCUCAAACGAACAGAUGAUUUUGGAAAUACGUUCAAAACUAUUGCAUCAAAAGUUUAUUCAUUUGGUCUAGGGGGGAGUUUCCUCUUUGCUUCAGUUAUGACAAACAAGGCCAGUUUAAGGGCGCUUCAUGUGUCUAAGGAUAUGGGAGAGACCUGGAAUAUAGCACAGUUGCCUCACGUAACCGCUGAGCAGUUCUACUCCAUUCUGGCUGCCAAUGACGACAUGGUAUUUAUGCACGUCGAUGAUCCUGGUGACACAGGCUAUGGUACCAUUUACGCUUCAGAUGAUCGAGGAUUAGUGUAUUCUAAAUCCCUUGAGCGACACUUGUACACAGCAACAAGAGGCGAGACGGACUUCACAAAUAUUACCUCACUGCGUGGAGUAUAUGUUAGUAGCAUACUUGCAGAAGAUGGUUCCGUUCAGUCUGUCAUUACAUUUGAUAGAGGAGGGAAGUGGCAGCCGUUAAGAAAACCAGAAAACAGUGAUUGUGAUUCAACUGCCAAAAAUAAGGAUGAGUGUAGUCUGCACAUCCAUGCAUCCUACAGCAUUUCCCAGAAACUGAAUGUACCGAUGCCACCGCUGUCUGAACCCAAUGCUGUUGGUCUGAUCAUUGCACACGGUAGCGUGGGGGAUGCUAUCUCUGUAAUGAAUCCUGAUGUGUAUGUGUCUGAUGAUGGUGGAUACUCUUGGUUUAAGGCUUUAAAGGGACCCCAUUAUUAUGCCAUCCUGGAUUCUGGAGGCUUGAUAGUUGCUGUGGAGUAUAACUCAUAUCAGCAUGUCAAUAAAAUCAAGUUUUCGAUCGAUGAGGGACAGUGCUGGUAUUCAUAUGAAUUCACCAAAGAACCCAUUAUAUUUACUGGCCUUGCUUCGGAGCCAGGAGCUAGAUCGAUGAACGUCAGUGUCUGGGGAUAUGUGAGCCUCAUACUUACACAAAGCUGGGUCUCAGUCACCAUCGACUUUGAAGAGCUCCUGACAAGAGACUGUUCUGAUGAUGACUACAUACAGUGGCUUGCCCAUUCGAGUAACGUUAAUGAUCCCAACGAUGGCUGUAUGUUGGGCUACAAAGAGAAAUUCCGCCGCUUGAGGAAAUCAUCCCUGUGUCGGAAUGGACAUGGCUACAUCGUCAAUAAACAGCCCAAUGUCUGUGUCUGUACCCUGGAUGAUUAUCAGUGUGACUUUGGAUACUAUCGAAAGGAGAAUAGUUCAGAAUGUAUCGAACAGUCUGAUCUCAAAGGCCAUGACCUGGAGUUCUGUCUACAGGGGAAAAAAGAAAUACUGAAGACGAAUGGAUACCGAAAAAUUCCUGGAGACCAGUGUUAUGGAGGUGUCCAAUUGAAUCGCACUGUGAAGGAUAUCAGUAAAAAAUGUGUCAGUACUCUGAUUGAAUCGCAGGUGCUGCUUGGUUCACACAGUACCAGCUCUGUGCCAAUUAUUGCCACCAUAAUAGUUCUUUUACUGAUUGUGGUGAUCUUUGGAGUGAUCUUUAUCAAGAAAUAUGUAUGUGGUGGACGAUUUCUGGUACAUCGUUACUCAGUCCUACAGCAGCACGCGGAGUCGAACACUGCAGAUGAACUAGACAAGGCGAUAUCUGCCAGUAAACCAGAGUACCAUGAUGACUCUGAUGAGGAUCUUCUGGAGUAGAGAAAACUUUUUUGAAGUUACAAGAUUCUGUUCUUGCCAAACAAAACAUCACUUUAGUUCUGUAGAAACGCUGCUGCCUCCGUUCGGAUGUUCUUGGAAAAUUAAACUCUGAUUCGACAGCAGGUGCAGGCGAUGUGAUACUUUUAUGAAUGUGGUGUAUCUGUACACUCACGUGGGACAGCUAUCCUGGUUCACUGGAACUGUGAGGAGAGAAGAGAUUUGGUGUUGUCCAGAGAUGUCUUCAUUAAUGAAGGGGAAUCUUCUGUGAUUUUUGGAUUUUGAUUUCUUUUCAGAGCUUUUUAGAAUCUGCUUCUGGGUACACAACACUCUAAUGGGCUUAUUUUUAUAUGACCUGCCACUUUUGGGGAAAAAAAGGCUUCACUAACCAACAUAACUUUUUUUUCUGUCUUGGGACUAAUAAUGUGACAAAUUAAAUUCAGUGGGUGAAUUCAUAAAUAAUAAUAUAGAUUGGAGCCCCAUUGAAUCCACAAACCCGGUCAGAAUUCUACACCUAGGCUUCAAAAGUGGCAUUAACUUCAGCAGUGCUUUUCACAAAACUACUCAACGUGUUGCACCACAUGUUUGCAUUGGUGGUCUUGGAAUUUCUUUCUCAUAACAAGCUUUUAAUUAGGAAAGUUAAAUCCUGAAAAGCAGUGAUCACAUAGGGACUCUCUUGUAGAGAUAUUGCUCUAUAUAAUUGACAUUAGAGAUGCACAUAUUGAUAUAUGAAAACUAGUUCGGCAAUGUAUUAAAUCAGACAUCAUGUUUUAAUUUACUGUUUGAAAGUGUUAUAUUUAAAUCAUGAUGAAGUAAUUAAUGAGAGCAUUCACAUUCAGAGUCAACCCUAAUCAAUUGUCAACUGUAAUUUAAUUUUAAAUUAAAAUUGAAUGCUUGUGUCCCAACCUACUGCACUUUUUUUUCCUGUUUCUUUCAUUGCUGGUGAAUAUAUUUUUAAAAAAGUAUUCAAUAACCUCAGAGCAACACUCACUCACUCGUUCACUCACUCUCUCACUCACACAUACACACACAGUGGUGUAGGGUCGGGCAGCAUCUAUGGAGGGGAAUAAACAGUCGAUGUUUUGGGCCGAGCCCCUUCAUCAGAACUGGAAAGGAAGGAGGAAUAAGCCAGAGGAAGAAGUGGGGGGAAGAGGAGGAGUAUAAACUGGCAGGUGAUAUGUGGGGGGGGGGGGGAAGUGGGGUGAAGUAAGAAGCUGGGAGGUGAUAGGUGGAAGAGGUGAAGGGCUGAAGAAGGAGGAAUCUGAUAGGAGAGGACAGUAGGCCAUGGGAGAAAGGGAAGGAGGAGAGGAACCGGAGGGACAUGAAGGGCAGGUGAGGAGAAGAGAAAGGGGUGAGAGGUGAAUCAGAAUGGGAGUGGAAAAAGAAGAGAGAAAUGGGAAUGAAAGGAAAAUUCAAUAAAUUGAACAAUAUCUGAUUCAUGGCCCGAGCACCUCUGACAAUCCACUUAGAGUUUGAAUCUUUCCAGCUGACAUUUGUCUUUAAUUGGUUCAGUGCUAAAUUGGAAAGCCAUGUAAAAUUGUUGUGCCUUUGUACUUUUAGUGUGUUAUCUCAAUGCUAUUCAUCUUGAAGAAGUUGCAAGUUAAUUGAGUAUAUACAUAAUUUGGGGAAACUCUGUUCUGGGGGUACUCUACAGCUGUUAAUUUAUUUGUUAACAAUAUUCUACUCUUUCAUCUUUUGAAUUCAAGAAGUUUUAAUAAUGAAUCAGUUUCUGGCUUUUGAAGAUGGUAUUGAAUUGUUUUCUGCUUUGUGCUACUCAUGUAUGAUGUGAAUGGAAAUGUGAAUCGAUGUCGCAGUAUACUUACCCAUAAGCUCCUCCAAGCAAACAAAUGCUUUGAUCGUGCAUGCAGCUUAUGAGGUGACGGAGGCUCUGAAACUUCAGUAUUGUGACUUUAGAAGGUGCUUUCCACCUUGUGCAUUUAUUCAUGGCUGUGUUUGUUACUCUUGUCUGUGUAGGGAAAUGUGAUGAUUUACUGCUGUCCAAUAUAAGCAUUGCUGUAUGAUUCAAACUUUGAAUAACCUAGUGGAUUUAGGCCUAUGCAAGCUUCAUCAUAUUAUUGUACUGCUUUGCAUGUUGGGUUUUGUGCCUAAUUUUGCUGCAUGUAUUUUCCCAUAAUCUUUGUUUCAACUUUAUAUUCUGUCAGUGAGCAAAAUUCUGGUCCUCCAGAACCAUGGUAUUAAUUGUAUGCUUAUGAUGUGAACAAUCUUGAAUUAAAAUAAUAACUUAUUUAUAGAA